AUGAGCGAAAUCUUCCUCAAGGCUCAAGCAGAGCUGUCUUCUGACUCGAGUGUUCUCUUCUCUUCUGAGGUCGUCAAGGCCCACCGCCCCAACAAUGACUCGGACGUCAAGCUCGUUGUCCGCACUCCCACCGGUACCAAGCUCAUCAUCGCCAAGAAACUGGCCAUUGCCAUCCCGCCAAAGAAGUCGGUCUUCAGCAAGUACAUCGACGCGGGCUACUACGUCGGUGCCCUCAAGAACUCCGGCUUCCUCGAGAACGCUAGCAUCUCCAACGCCGCCGAGGGCAACACUAAAUACGAUCUUCCGUUCCUGCCGGCGGCGUACAGCUCCUCCGCUUCGAGAAUUCCCGGCGUGCCAUUUACCACCUAUUCCACUCCGGAAACCUCAGAGUCCGAGCCCCUUACCGAUGAAGAGGUGAAGACGGAUAUUAUCAACACCGCCAAGCGCAUCCUGAAGCAAAACCCGGAUCUUUUCGAAAAGACCGAGCCCGAGUUUGUCGCGUUCCACGCCCACUCUCCGGCCAACCGUGAGAUCGUCGUUACAGAGAAGAACUCUCUAGACGAAACUUCCCUCCUGCCAUUGCGUGCCCGCUAUUAA
Molecule: messenger RNA, 597 nt
Organism: Colletotrichum navitas
Lineage: Eukaryota; Fungi; Ascomycota; Sordariomycetes; Glomerellales; Glomerellaceae
Exons: 3
Coding region: 1-597 (198 amino acids)
Source: RefSeq, a predicted model, not a curated record